AUGGAUGACUUGGUGUCGGCAGCGCUAGACUGGAUGAUGCGCAUGCCCCCUGAAGCCAGGGAUUUGUUUUUCUCAUCCGAAAAGUUCCAGCUGAUUGCCCCUAACGCCAAGCUUUUCAGACCCGAAAAAGUCCCCGUCCAUACUCUUCUUUUCCAGGAAUGGUCACGAGCACUCGUCUAUCUUCUUGCUGUCCCUGUCCCACAGCCUGAUAUCUUCCAAGUACCAAACGAACGCGGCAGUCAAGAUGAGGCCCGUUUCUCUACUGCGAUCCAAAGGGGAAGUCGCAUCAUGGGCCAAGCAGUAAAACCCAUCAGUGGCCACGGUGCUACUAUUCUUGACCUGCCCAUGGAAAUUAUUCUACAAGUUUUUGAAGAAGUUGAAUGCAUGGAAGACCUUAUUUGCCUUGGCCUAGCCAGACGAUCUUUCUGGGCUAUUGCUCGGCGACGCCUCCACGAUUACUACAUGUCGCUCUGGGGUAAAUGGGCUGACGAGAAUAUUGUUUAUGUUGGAGAGUACACGCAGCCAGGGGAUGUCCCCCCUGGAUUGUUUUCGGAGGAAGAGAUAGAUGAGCAAAUCUCAAAAUCAAUCCCACUUUACGACAUUGGCAACAAAUCUGGCUCCAAGGAACAAAAGAUAGAACUCAUCCAAGACGCGUCCAUACGCCUAUAUGAGGCGUGCAAAAAACGAGACAAGUCGCAUGAUCCAGCAUUCAACUUGGCCUACUCGGAGAUCGUUUGCGAAGACUCAACCUACUUCCCGGAGAAUGAGUCGUGGAUUCUCAGAAAUCUCACUAUAAAGGAGUUUAUUCGCUCUGAGGCCAUUGCAAUUAAACCAGAAUAUAUCCAUGGCCCUUUCAUUGAGUACUUGGGUUUUCACGAAGUCAUCGUGUCACGCGCCAGUUGGUCAACAUUUUCUCCAACCGUGAUGGCAGACCCGACGGAGAUCACCCGGGGAGUCUGGGCAGGACAUCGCUUCGACAUCACAACUCUUGCUAGACACAACUUGGACCCUCAGGCUACGGAGUGGCGAGAUGUGAGCGAAGAGGUAGCAAAGGAAACUGCUUCUAUCUGGCGGGACAAUCAUGGCCCUAAUUGGCGUAAGAAGUACGUGCAACUUAAAAAAUGCCAACAAGCUGAUUUCGAUCUUUGGCUCGGAGAUUUUGAUUAG
Molecule: messenger RNA, 1167 nt
Organism: Metarhizium brunneum ARSEF 3297
Lineage: Eukaryota; Fungi; Ascomycota; Sordariomycetes; Hypocreales; Clavicipitaceae
Source: RefSeq, a predicted model, not a curated record